AUGUCUAAUAAUCAAGAAGAAGACACAACCGAAGAAUUUCGACAACCUCCAGUUCCAAACCUCCAAAUGCAAGCGAUGUUAGGGGAGAUGAGGCGUAUGUUGAGGGCUGAAUUAGAACCUAUUCACGAAAGGUUGGACAGGGUAGAAGCGGAAACUCCUAGGGGCCAGCAACAUGACAUCCACAAUAGGCAGCAUGGUGGGCGUGGUCCGUGGCGGAAUGUUGAUGGAGAGGCGGAGUCGGAGGAGUUUGAUGAGCAAUAUUUGAACCGAGGCAGGAUUGAGCGUGGGUAUAGAAAUAGAGAAGCUAGGAUGGGUAGGCCUAGGAGGGAUAACGAUUUAGGAAAUAUAAAGAUUAAAAUCCCAUCUUUUCAAGGUAAAAAUGAUCCUGAAGUUUAUUUUGAGUGGGAAACUAAAAUGGAGAUGGUUUUUGAUUGUCACAACUACUCAGAGAUAAAGAAGGUUAAGUUGGCUGCAAUUGAAUUUACCGAUUAUGCCAUUGUGUGGUGGGAUCAAUUACUGAUUAAUAGGAGGAGGAAUAGAGAGCCACCCGUGGACACUUGGGAGGAAAUGAAAAUGCUUAUGAGGAAGCGUUUUGUACCCAGCCACUAUUAUAGGGGAUUGUAUCAAAAAUUACAGAGGUUAAUUCAAGGAUCUAAAAGUGUGGAUGAGUAUUACAAGGAGAUGGAGGUAGCUAUGAUCCGGGCAAAUGUAGAAGAGGACCGGGAAGCCACCAUGGCUAGGUUUUUGCACGGUUUAAAUCGUGAGAUUGCGGAUAUAGUCGAGAUGCAGCACUAUGUUGAGUUGACAAAUAUGGUGCAUCAAGCCAUAAAGGUGGAGGAACAAUUCAAACGAAAGGGAUUGGCUAGGAGGGGACUGCCUAUGGCUACAACCAGCUCGUGGAAGACAACUCCAAAAAGGGUUGAGCAGCAACAAAAUAAGCCAAAAUUUGAAUCCUCUAAGAAUGCCAACUUAAAGACCGCCACUACUUCAGGUACAAUCGAGACUUCAAGUUCUAAUACACGUGAUAUUAAAUGUUUUAAAUGUCAGGGGCGCGGACAUAUAGCCAGCCAGUGUGUAAACAAGAGGGUGAUGGUGAUAAAUGCCCAAGGAGAGCUUGAGUCAGAAAAUGAGGAAGAAGUAGAUAAUGAUGAUAUGCCAUCUAUGGAGGAUGCUGACGAUGAGCAAAAUGCUGUGGUUGGAGAUUUAUUGGUUGCAAGGCGAGUUCUCAAUGUGCAGGUUAAGGAGGAAGAAAGUAACCAAAGGGAGAACUUGUUUCAUACUCGGUGCUUUGUAAAUAACAAAGUUUGCAGUGUCAUUAUCGAUGGUGGGAGUUGCACAAAUGUAGCCAGCACUUAUUUAGUGGAGAAAUUGGCUUUAACUACCUUGAAACAUCCUCAACCUUACCGGCUUCAGUGGUUGAAUGAAUGUGGGGAAAUCAAGGUGACAAGACAAGUGUUGGUGGCAUUAUCCAUUGGCAAAUAUGAGGAUGAGGUGCUUUGUGAUGUGGUUCCUAUGCACGCAUGCCAUUUACUGUUGGGAAGACCAUGGCAGUAUGAUCUGAGGGUUACGCAUGAUGGAUUCACAAAUAAGUAUUCAAGAUGA
Molecule: messenger RNA, 1602 nt
Organism: Juglans regia (Persian walnut)
Lineage: Eukaryota; Viridiplantae; Streptophyta; Magnoliopsida; Fagales; Juglandaceae
Exons: 1
Coding region: 1-1602 (533 amino acids)
Molecular function (GO): nucleic acid binding; zinc ion binding
Source: RefSeq, a predicted model, not a curated record